This is a messenger RNA of Podarcis lilfordi (Lilford's wall lizard), 12666 nucleotides long. Lineage: Eukaryota; Metazoa; Chordata; Lepidosauria; Squamata; Lacertidae. The record is from the annotation of a GenBank genome assembly.
AUGGGUCGCUGGGAAGUAAUGUGCCUUGCCCUCUGCCUGGGCGCAGUGGGGGCAGCAAAGGUAAGCAUGGGCAUCAAAAUAUUUGCUUAAGAGACCACCACCAAGCUGCUGCUAAUCAGGAAUCAGGAUCCAAAGAACCAUUCUCUUAAAUCCAUGGGAUCAGAGGGGCUUAAUUUUUUUGUGUGUGUUCUUAUAGAGUUAUACAAGUGGGUCCUACAACAAAACGUUGCAGCAUGGAGCAUUCUCUGUCUGAGACUCCCAACGAUUCCAUUCCAUUCUCCCCCACUUAGAUGGUUUUCUGUUUCUCCCUACUAUGCUUAGUCCUCAUUUGGCUGUCUUAGAGGGUUUCCACUGCCUAAGUGUCCAUUUCCUUCUGCUGGCCCCAACUAAAAAUUGUGUUUGUGUGGUUUGGCUAUAUAAGUAAUGGCACAUGAAACUCAAAUACAUUUCUUCCCUUUUUGUUGGUUUAGCUGGGCAUCGUGAACACGGAAGGAGGUUUUGUGGAAGGCGUCAAUAAAAAGUUGGGCCUUUUCGGGGAUUAUGUGGACAUCUUCAAAGGAAUCCCUUUUGCUGCACCUACCAAGACUCUUGAAGACCCCCAGCCUCACCCAGGCUGGCCAGGUAAAGAGGGAGCCGGGGGGGGGGCGAUGUCUGCACUUUCUUUUUAAACUUUUUUUUAAUGUAUUUUAUUUUUUACAAUGUCCGCACUUUUAACUACCAACAAUGCCCCUAUGAACAUUCCAAAUGCUGAAAAUGGUUUCUGCAUUGUUAUAUUAGGAAUCCUCACAAGAACCAUGUGAGGUGCCCCCGUGUUGUUACUUCCAUAAUUACAGUGGGGUGGGGCUCAGAUUGAGAAAACAGCAACUGGAGCUGCCAUGCAGAAGUUCACCUGUUCAAUCUCCUGUGACAUAUACAGGUACGGCUGGGAGAGACUCCUUGCCUGAAACCCUGGAGGGUUGCUGCCAGUUGGUGUAGACAGCACCGAGCAAAAUGAACCAAUGACUUGAAGCAAUGCAAGGGAGAGUCCAAUGUUCCUAAACUCCUUUUUACCCUGAGCUUAACCAUAUGGCCUAGCUGGAGUGACUCCCCUAUGAGGAAAGGGUUAGAUCUUGAUAAAAGGCACAAUGCAGGAGGACAUGGGUCACCGAUUUGACCUCUAUAAAAUAAUUCAAAACACACUUAUAUGUGUGCGCUUCACUCUUGCCACAUUCAGGGCCUGAGUUAAUUUUUUCAGAGAGACCUGUCCCGUUGUCUUCCAAGCUUAAGUUGUCACUACCCAAAGUUGCUACUAAAAAGUUGCUAAAAAACUCCAUACAAUUUUGAGAUCUCGUUUGGUCCUGGAAACAGAUUCGGCUCAGUUAAUUGAGGUGAUAUAACAAUCUCCGGCUUAAUAAUGACUUUUAGACCAGAGGAUAAACAAUAUAAUUGCAACUUGUGCUGGUUUCAAGGGUUCUGUCCAUGCACAAAAACCACAUGUACCCAAACCUUUGGAGCCAAAGAGAACUUUCUGGCCUCCUGGAGCAGGUGCACUGAGCAGGCAUCUCUCACAAGCAAGGCAGAGAGCUUAAAGCCUCUUUUUCAUGCUGAGUCUGCUUGGGUUAUCCAGCUUAAAAAGAGCUUUCUAAGCUCUGCUUUGCUUGUGGGGAGGUGGGCAAGGCCCAUUAGUUGCACCAACUCUGGAACUCUUGCAUGAGAUUUUGCGGGAACUUGGGUGGCCCUACAAGAUCUCAUGGAAGCCUCCCAGAGCUAGGAACUGGGCAGGCCUUGCCCCCACAAGCAAAGAGGAGAACUUGAAAAUCCAUUCAUGCGAGUUAAAUGUGUGUAUGAUACUGUCAUACUGAACUCGCCUAGAAAAGCUUCACUUCUUUGGCAUUUCUGCCAUGCAUGUUGUUAAGUUCUUAUUACUUAAGAGCAACCACAUUAACAGGCUGCUCAAAGUGAUAAUUGCCAGGGUGUCAAACACUACAUGCCUUUUGUAUUUACCUCUCUGUGUUAAUCCCCCACUUUUGUUUUGAUAUUUCUUUUGCUGUAUUGUGAUUUUGUGUUUUUGUGUGUGUGUGUAGCUCAACCAGAACUAUUUGAAAAUAUAAAACAAAACAAGCUUCCCUCUGGAUGCCAGGCUGACAGUCCUGUACGUGUGUUCAUCAAUUUCUCUCUCAGGCACCCUGCAGGCCAAGGAGUAUAAGAAUCGUUGCAUGCAGUCCACACUCACCCAGACAGAUGUGCGUGGCACCCAAGAUUGUCUUUAUCUCAACAUCUGGGUCCCCCAAGGGAAAAAAGAAGGUCAGUGUCCUUCAAAAAGGAUAUUGUCGAGUUGGAAAAGGUUCAGAAAAGAGCAGCCAGAAUGAUCAAACGACUCCCCUAUGAGGAAAAGGUUGUAGCAUUUGGGGCUUUUAAGUUUAGGAAAGGUGAGUGAGAAGUGACACGAUAGAUGUUUAUAAAAUUAUACCUGGCAUGGAGAAAGUGGACACCCCACCCCCCCAAUCUUCUCUUGUAACACUAGAAUUCAUGGGCAUCCAAUGAAGCUGAAUGCUGGAAAAUUCAGGGCAGAGAAAAGUCCUUCUUCACACAGCACAUCGUUAAACUAUGGAACUCACUCCCACAAGAGGUAGUGAUGAUGGCCACCAACCUAGAUGGCUUUCGACAAAUGCAAAGACAAACGCAAAGAGGAGAAGGCUGUUCAUGGCUACUAGCCGUGGUGGCUACGCUCUCUUUCCAUGGUUGGAGGCAGCAAUGAUUCUGAAUACCAGUUGCUGGAAACCACGGGAGAGGAGGGGGCUCUUGGGCUCAGGUCCUGCUUGCUGGUUUCCCAUUUGCUUGCUGGCCACGGUGAGAACAGGAUGCUGGACUAGGUGGGCCACUGGUCUGAUCCAGCAGGGCUCUUCCGAUGUCCUUUGGCUGAUAGCUGAGGCAGAGCAUGGGGUCUUGCGCAGAUGUUUCCCUCACUCUGCAGUGGCAUGUGUUAAUUUGUGGGACGGAGAGCUAUCGUUUUUGACUUUCAUUGCACUAGGUGACAACAACAGCUUGCAUGAGAGCUGGUGUGGGUGGGUGUCAUGUGAUUUCUUGCCAUGCCAAAAUCAAUAUGCAACUGCUAGUUGCAAAUGGGAUCCGUUCCGGAGGCCCGUUCACAACAUGAAAAGAGUGCAACCCGCAGUGGCGCGUCUGCACAUGUGCGUGACGCUAUUUUGCGCUUCUGCGCAUGCAAGAGUGGCGAAACCCGGAAAUAACCCUUUCCAGUACUUCUGGGUCGCCGCUGGACGUAACCUGAAAGAACAUAACAUGAAGCAGACCUAACAUGAGGUAACAUGAGGUAUGACUGUAUCAUUCCCCACUCUCCACUUAUCCAGAGGAGGAGUUGCAUCUUUGGGAAUCCUCAUAGAGGCAUUGUAUCCUUUAAACUGGGGUGGGAGGGGGACCUCAGCCUUCCAGCCCCCUCCCUUCCUCUGGCCAUGGGGAAACUCUGCAGUUACAUCCCUCACCAACCCUGCCUUGCACCCUCUCAUAAUGCCUCUUGCUUUCCUGGUUAGGGAACAGAGAACAGUGUGUGAGCGUAUUCAGAAACUAGUCCUGCCAUACGAAAGGUAAAAUUUACAUUGGUUGCUUUGUCCACUUUUGCCUUUAGCCCCGCCCACCACUGGCAUGUGGCUCCCAGGAGGUUACCCAGAAAAGAAUGUGGCCCUUGGGCUAAAAAAAACUGCUCCGGCACUCCUGCUUUAAAUGUUGUUGCCCCCAUCAGUCAUCAAUGGAUAUUUAGGCAGAGAUCUUUGAGUUCUGGCUUCCUGCUGGCUCACGCCUCUGCUUCUUCAUCCCUUCCCCUUUCUGCUUCAGUCUCCACCAACUUGCCGGUGAUGGUCUGGAUAUAUGGGGGAGCCUUUCUCUGGGGUGGCGGCCAGGGACCCAACUUCCUGAGCAACUACCUCUACGAUGGGGAGGAGAUUGCCACCCGCGGAAAGGUCAUUGUGGUGACGCUCAACUACCGCCUUGGACCCCUGGGUUUCCUCAGCACAGGAGAUGCUAACCUUCCAGGUAAGACCCUUCUUUGGGGGGAUAUUUCUCCCCCCCCCCAGCUACAGUCAUUUUGCAUAAGUUAAAGUUUGUUUUGCCAUUUCCCUCCAACUUUUGCAUUGGGGGCUUGGGAACCUGUGACUCUUCGUAUGCUGCUGAACUGCAGCUCCAUCAUUCCUUUGAUCGCUGGCCAUGCUGGCUGAGGCUGAUGGGAGUUGGAGUCUAGCAACAUCUGGAGUGCCAUCCCUGAUCUAAGAAGAGGGAUUCUUUAAUAAGGGAAUGCCUUUUUCAGAGGCAUCAUUCCAUGUCUCGCAUGCGGCAGGAAAUGUUCCUCCUUAAUUCAGGGAAGGGGGAUCUGUAGCCUUCCAGAUGUUGCUGGAAUACAGCUCCCAUCAUCCCUGACUGGUGGCCUUGCUGGCUGAGGCUGAUGGGAGUUGAAGUCCAAAAACAUUUGGAGGGCUGCUGGUUUCCCAUCCCUGAUCUACACCUACAUGUGUAUAUGUACCUGACAACUGAAAAUCUCACACAAUACAUCUAAUCUAUAAAAUCUUAUGGUGUUUUUUUAAUGCUAAAGGUUCUUUGAGUUGCUUUUCCUGGUCUGGCCUCACAGUGGUCUGGCUCAGAAAAGCCCAGCUGCGUAUUUAUUUAACUGAAAUAUUUAUGUCCCACUUUUCUGCUUGACAACAGGCCUGCAGGGGGUGUAUGUGUGUAUGACUCCAGCUCUUUUCUUUCAGGUAACUAUGGCCUCAAAGACCAGCACAUGGCCAUUGCCUGGGUCAAGAGAAACAUAAAGAACUUUGGAGGGGACCCCGACAACAUCACAAUCUUUGGAGAGUCUGCUGGGGCCGUCAGUGUCUCCUUACAGGUGUGGGGCCCUUUCUUUCUAUUUCUUUUUGUUAAGGGUUUAAUUUAAUUUAAAUUAAAAUUUUCCUCGGUGUGGGGCUCUUGAUUGGUUCAGGAGUUGAGUCACAAUGUGUGGUUUUGUUAUUGUGGGGAAAGAGCUACUGGAAGAAUGAGUGGCAGUCAGGGAGUGGGAUGGAAUGCUGGGAGGCGCAAGGGACAGGGGGAGGGUCUGCUGGGAAACGGCAGCUUGGGGAAGGGCUGUAAUAGCUCAGCGGUAUAGAGCAUCCCUUUAUUCAGAACUUUGAGGACUAGAAUCCUAUUAUAUUUUUAGCAGAAAGGGCCAAAGCUCAGUGGUGUGGAGCACAUACUUUGCAUUCAGAAUGCCCCAGGUUCAACAACUUCGCCAAAACCAGCUCAACAACUUUUGUGUCCAGAUUUUCAUUUUUUGAAAUAUGGCAACCCUAGAUGGCAGCUUCCUAUUCUCCUAAAUAAAAUAAGGACUAGAAACUUGAUUCCCCGCCCCAAAGAGAAGCUGAAAUUUUCUGAAUGCUGACCUCUUACCAAGUACAGUGGUACCUCGGGUUAAGUACUUAAUUCAUUCUGGAGGUCCGUUCUUAACCUGAAACUGUUCUUAACCUGAAGCACCACUUUAGCUAAUGGGGCCUCCUGCUGCCGCCGCCGCGCAGCUGCUGCACGAUUUGUGUUCUCAUCCUGAAGCAAAACCCGAGGUAUCAUUUCUGGGUUAGCAGAGUCUAUAACCUGAAGCGUCUGUAACCUGAAGCGUAUGUAACCUGAGGUACCACUGUACUACCUUCUGAGCUUUAUUUUUUUUUUGUCUUGGAUAUCAAGUCCUCCUUCUGCCGAGCAUCACAACAGACCAGUUGUCUGACUCAGGAUAAAGCAGCUUCCUAUGAUCUCCUAUGACUGUCUUCUGUCCCUUCUCCUGCUCUGUAGAUGCUGUCGCCCUACAACAAAGGAUUGAUCAAGCGGGCUAUCAGCCAGAGUGGAGUCGGCCUCUGCUCUUGGGCCAUCCAGAAGAACCCCCUCUACUGGGCUACCAAGGUAAUGCAGUGUCAAAUUGGAGAGUUUUCUCUCUUUUUUCAAAAUGAUUUUUUUAAAAAAAUAAAAUCGGAGUCCACGUAACACGACAAUAACAAAACAAGAAAUUAUCAUGCAUUGAAUUCUGAAAAAAUUAUAGAUAAAAUGGAGUGCUUUUUAUAAUGGUGAGAACUGAUAACAAAGCAGAGACAAGUGUACAAAACAACUAUGCCAGGGGAACAAAAAUCCUUGGGAACCAUAUCUCCCCAUAAUGGGCAUUGUGAACCUGGAGGGAGAUGUUCGCUCUCCUAACAUAAGAUGAACUCAAUGAAAAGGUACCAGGUGACUGAGAAAUAAUAUUUAGAUUUAACACAUCUGGCCUGCUUGUUGUGCUCUUGUUCUUUUCUCAGACAGUGCCUGAUUCCAUACUUUACUUCCCCAGGCUUGGAUGGUAAAAGGGGACCGAUGCCUCCAGUGUUGUGCUAUCUUCAGUUGGGCAGGAGUCACUAACAGAACAGUUAAACCUUUGCACAGCACUUUUUACAUGUUGUAUGGAAGAAUUAUGGAUUUUGAAGGGAUAGGCUGUGUUCCUUGGCUUGUGAGGUACAGCGGUACCUCUGGUUGCAAAUGGGAUCCGUUCCGGAGCCCCGUUCACAACCUGAAGAGAAUGAAACCCACGUCUGCAUGUCUGCACAUGCGCAGGUCACAAUUCGCCACUUCUGCGCAUUCACGUGGCGUCAUUUUGUGUGUCUGCGCAUGCCUGAGCAGUGAAACCCGGAAGUAACCCUUUCCAGUACUUCCGGGUCACCAUGGGAUGCAACCUGAAAACAUGCAACCUGAAGCAAACGUAACAUGAGGUAUGACUGUACAUGGUUUUCGGAAAAUGCCCAUUGUGAAGUGGUCUCGUUUGAACGUGAACUUACCUGAAUUUCUCCUCUGACUCUUCUUGCAGGUAGCUCAGAAAGUCGGCUGCCCAACAGACAACACCACAAAGCUAGCAAACUGCCUCAAGGUCACCGACCCCAAGUCCCUGACACUUGCUUACCACCUAGAGGUGCUUAAUCUGCGCUGUAAGUUGGACUUCAAGCGGUGAGGUGGGGCUGGGAAUGGGUGCCUCUGUAAACUGUGAGGAGCAACAGUCUCUCCAGAGACUUCGGAAAGCUAAACAGAAGUGUCUUUUUAAAAUGAAUGCUAUUUAUUUAUUUUGUAAAAUCUUUAUAUAUCGCAAAACUUUUAAAGCAGUUUAUGAAAAGAAUAAAUAUAUGAAAUUAUGUUUAAAAAAUAAACCCUCUUGAAAGCAACAGUUAAAAGCCUUCAGCAAAUAAUUAAAACUAAUGAUAACCUAAAAACCAGAUUAAGAAAUAUUCCAACAUUCUACGUGUCUGUGGAUAGGUUUGUCAAAGCAAAAAUGUUUUUGGCAGGUGCUGGAAAGGGUACAGCGAAGGCGCCAGCCUGUUUUCAAUGGGCAGGGAGUUCCAUAGUGUGGUCCCCCCCCCCCCCAUGUUUUAACAUUGAUUUUUGAAAAAUAUGGAAUGAACGUUAUGUGGCGCCUGUGACAAGGCCAGUACUGCGCCACACACACAAAAAACGCACAGAUAGCACAUAGGAUUUGAAAAGUGGAGAGGAUCUGGGAGUUCACCGAGCAUGCUGAACAUAGGAAUUACUAUUAAAUAAGAAAAGGAAGAAGGUGAGCGCUAUAGGCAGAGUAUUAAUUCCCAUCCCAAAGUGUAAGAUUUGCUCUUACAACAAGGUCCCUUGGAGGAAUUCACAGUGGCCAACUUAGAUGCCAUUUCUAGGAAGCCCACAAGCAGGAUCUGAGCAUAACAGCUCUCUCCCAACUCGUGAUUCCCUCAACGGGUAUUCUGAUAGUUAUAUACAGUUAACUUGUAUAUAUUUAACUUGUGCACAUCUGGCUUCAUGUGCUUGGCCUUAUUUGUUUAUUUUUAAUUAACAGGUGGUGGAAAGUGAGGGUGGGGGUCCAGGAGAAAUAACCUUGGCAAUCCCACCCGCCGUUAAACCCAAUGUAUUUUGACUAUACUCUGUUUUGACUUCAGGCAUGAUCCCUGGAACCCCAGUCACCUAUAUAUAUGUACUAUUUACCACCAUAGCCAUAUCACAAGGACUAGAAAUUUGCAGUUCAGUAGCUUUGCUGUAAUAUAGCAUAUGACAUCCCUCCUGCAGGACACAGGACAUCCCUUUCCUAAACAGUCCAAUUGGUUCUCUCCUCCCCCUGCAGAUCCUCUCGUCCAUUACCUUGCCUUCUCCCCAGUGGUUGAUGGAGAUUUCCUCCCAGAUAACCCAGAAAAUCUCUUUGCCAAUGCCGCUGACAUUGACUACAUCGCAGGGGUGAACAACAUGGAUGGGCACUUCUUUGCUUCAAUUGACAUGCCUGCUCUCAACCGCCCGCUAGUGAAGAUCACAGCGUAAGGGGUGGGGUGGGGGAGCAAAGCCUGAUUAUAUGUAGGUGGGGGAGAGGACAGCUUUGUCCUGUGGCAUAAGACAGAGAUGGGGAACACCCUUGCUCCUAAUUUCCUAAUUUAUAUCACUGAAUUCAAAAAAUGGGCGGUCAUAUCCAGUAUGUAGGUAAAACUACUGAUACACACAUGUUUUAGAAACCACAAAUUGGUGAUUUUGACCAAAAAGAGUGAAUCAACUUAUUGCUGAACCCUUUAAUGCUGAAAACUGCAACCUAUUGGACAGGUUUUAUGUUGGAAUAGAUCCAACAUUAGCAAAAAGGGAGAACUUUUGGAUGGGCACACAAACCCCUGGACGGUUGUGCCAGCCAUUGCUCAGCUUCAGCAGAUGAAGCCCCCCUGUGCAUUCCACCCUCAAAACUCUAGGACUGCCACCUUGGAAGCUGCUCUCAACAGUUCUGAGAACAGUUGAUGAAGGUGGAAGCUCAAACAUCUUGCUAUAAGAAUUUGAAAAUUUCUGUUUUGCUAGUCACUGUAAUUAAUAGAUAAAAGGUUUAACUGCAUCCUACCAGGAUCCAGAACAAACUUGCCUGACGUGUGCUGUUUGAUGCUUUUGUUCCUCUCUGCAGGGAUGACAUGUACCGUGUGGCUCAGGGCCUGACUGUGGAGAAGGGGGUGGAAGGCGCCAAUGAAACCUUCUCCCUCUAUACCCAGGUGUGGACUGACCACACAAACCAGGAAGUCAUGAAAAGAUCUGUGAUAGACCUGGAGACAGACUACAUAUUUCUGGUGCCUACCCAGCAGACACUUAGUCUCCAUUACCAAAAUGCCAAGUGAGUGUUUCUGGAGGGUGGAAUGAGUUGGUAGCUAGGGUUUCAGAGAGAGAGAGACUUGCUGGUCAGUCAUUAUCUCCGCUUACCGUGGUACCUUGCUAUACGAACUUAAUCCAUUCCGGAAGUCCAUUCUUAAAUCAAAGCGUUCUUAAACCAAGGCAUGCUUUCCCAUAGCAGCGGGGGACUCAAUUUACAAAUGGAACACAUUCAACAGGAAGCGAAACAUGUUCUUAUUCCAAGGCAAAGUUCACAAACCAAAACACCUACUUCCAGGUUUGCAGCGUUCUUAAUCCAAGUUUUCAUAAAUUAAGCUGUUCUUAAGCCAAGGUACCACUGUAUUUCCAUUCUGUGUCCUCCUUUUUAGGGGGGGUUCUACUGCACUUGCAAGGAAUUGAUCCUUUAGUGUGGCAGCACCUACUCACUGGAACUCCCUGCCUAUUGAUAUUAGGCAGACCCAUUCACAGUACGGUUUUCAAUGCCUGCUCAAAACUUUUUUGUUUAGGCAGACAUGUAAUUUUAAUACAUAUAUUUUUACCUAUAUCUGGAUUAACAUGUUCUUAUGUCAGCUUGUUUCUUUAGCUCAGUUGGUUAGAACAUGGUUCUGAUAACACCAAGCUUGCAGGUUCGAUCCCUGUAUGGCACAGCUGCAUAUUCCUGCAUUGCAGGGAGUUGGACUAGAUGACCCUCAAGGCCCCUUCCAACUCUACAGUGCUAUGAUCAGUAUUUAUUUAUUAUACAGUGGUGCCUUGCAAGACGAAAUUAAUCCGUUCCGCAAGACUCUUCGUCUUGCGGUUUUUUCGUCUUGCGGAGCACGGCUAUUAGCGGCUUAGCGGCUAUUAGCGGCUUACCGGCUUAGCGGCUAUUAACGGCUUAGCGGCUUUAAGAAAAAGGAAACAAACUCGCAAGAACUCGCAAGACGUUUUGUCUUGCGAAGCAAGCCCAUAGGGAAAUUCGUCUUGCGGAACGACUCAAAAAACGGAAAACUCUUUCGUCUUGCGCGGUUUUCGUCUUGCGAGGCAUUCAUCUUGCGGGGCACCACUGUAUUUAUUUGUUGCUUUUCCUCCCACUAAAGUGCCUCAAACCAACUUACACUGUAGAAACAAAGUUUUGUUUUCUGAAGAAUAUUUUACAUUGCUUUAUGUAAACCGCUUUUUCUGGGUGGCAUAACAACUUCGGUUUUCUGAAAGGCAGACUUCCUCUUCAUUUCCCGGAAAGGGUAUUAAGAUCAACAAAUGAAACCCUCCACCCGCAUUGUUCAGCCUGGACACUGAGGUCCAGCUCCAAGAGUCUUCUGGCAGUUCCUUCACUGCGAAAAUUGAAGUGACAGGGAACCAGGCGGAGGGCCUUAUCAGCAAUGGCUCCCAUCCCAUGGAACACUCUCCUGGCAGAUGUCAAAGAGUUAAAACAGCUGUAUAACUUUUCAUAGACAUAUGAAGGCAGCCCUGUUUCAGGAAGCUUUUUCCUCCUUUCCCUCUGUGUUUUUGUUGGAAGCCGCCCAGAGUGGCUGGGGCAACUCAGUGAGAUGGUUGCAGCAUAAGAAAUAAAAUAAUAACAUUAGUUUUUCAAGGCCCAAUUAUUAAUAGCUUGUGGUAAGGCAGAGAUGACCUUUUCCUCUGGUGGCACUAGUGUUAUGGACCGCUGUCCCUGCUGAUGUACAAGAUGAUGUACCAUCUGCACCGGUGUUCUGCCAUCUUUUAAAGAUGUACCUCUUUGCAUUCCCCUUAAUUUCUUGACCCCAAAUCUCCUGUUUUAAUUGCUAUGCUGUUUAAACAUGUUAACCACAAGUGUUGAUAUUUUAAUGUUUUUAAUGGGGCUAUUUUAUUGUGUAUUUUAAUUUUGACGUCCAUUAAGCAACAUGAAUAUUAAGGGUGUCAGUCCUCCUAAUGAGUAGACCUGUUUUAAUUAAUGGACAUAAGUUAGUCAUGGAUAUUAAUUUCAGUGGGUUAAUCCUGAGCAGAAUUAACAUUGACUACAAAACCGAAGAAGAUUGUGUUGGAUACUAGUCCUACUUGGAGGAGACCCACUUAAAGUAAUGGGCAAGACUUAUUAUUUAUAUUAUAUUUAUUUAUAUCCUGCCUUUUAUCCAGACUGGGACUCAAGGCAGCUUACACAAAUAAAAACAAGACAGAUAAAAUAUAGAAAGCUAAAAUAAUAUAAAAUAUGUCCAGUAAGAAUGUUGGGAGAGGAGUUUGAGUCCCAGUGAAUUUUGCUGUUUCUUUCCUUACUCACCAUGCCUUUCUCUCUCUCUCUCUCUCUACCCCCUCAUUUUAGGAGUGCCAAGACUUACAGCUACCUGUUCUCCCAGGAUUCGCGGAUGCCUGUCUAUCCCAGCUGGGUUGGUGCAGACCAUGCUGAUGACCUUCAGUAUGUCUUUGGGAAACCUUUUGCCACUCCUUUGGGCUACAGAGCUCAGCACAGAAAGGUUUCUAAGGACAUGAUAGCUUACUGGACAAACUUUGCCAGAACAGGGUAAGGCCUGCUCGACUUUGUUGCCAAUGUCCUUCUCCCAAACCCCUAAACACGAGACGUAGUCCUGUCCAGCUUUUAAAACCACCUGAAAAUUGCUGAGGUCAGACCACUCUAUGCAACUGACCUCAUUGCUGAGCGGUUUCUAUCUUCAACCCAAAUAUCUCCUCCUGUAACAAGCCCAUUUAAACUGGUUCUAUCCUCAGGUGGCAGAAAAAAGAACAGUCUUCCUCUCAAUAACAGAUGAUGGGGAGCAACUGGAAAGGGGCUGCUUGUAGGCUUCCCAUUGAGACACCUGUAAUGGACACAGUGAAAGCAGGAUGCUGGGCCCUUUUUGCUCUGAUCCAGCAGUCAGGCUCUUGGGUUCUUAGUGGUAUCAUGUCCCAUGUCUCCUUUUAUCCAGGCUGAACAGACCUAGUCCCUUCAGCCUUCUCUGCAUAAGGACUAUUUCCCAUACUUCUGACACCUUUGCCCCUGUUUGUCUGAAUCAAGGAUAGUCAAUAUGGUGCCCCCAAGAUACCGCUCCCAUCCUCCCUCACCACUGGCCAACCAUGGCCAGGGCUGAUGGAAGUUGUAGUUCAACAACUACACCAUGUUGGCUGCCUCUGUUCUAAAUUUGGAACACAGGAAGCUGCCUUAUACCAUUAUCAUAGUUUUGGGCCAUUUAGUUCAGUAUUGUCUAUAUACUAUCAGCAGACAUGCCAUUGAGGUUUGAACCAGGAACCUUCUGCAUGCAAGACUCUACCGCUGAGAUACAGCCCUCCUUGCCUCAUCUUAUGAGAUGCUUAGCGACUUAUAUUACUUAAGCUGGUACUGUGCCAGUCACAAACCUUCCACUGAGUGUGUGCUUGUAUUCUUCACCCUUUCCUAGUGACCCCAACAAAGGGGAAUCGGAAGUCCCCAUUGGGUGGGUGCCUUAUGAUACUCAGCACGGCUACUACCUGGAGAUCAACAAGGACAUCAACUACGAGUCAGCGAAGCAAGGCCUGAGAGCUCCUUUCGUGAAUUUCUGGACUGUCGCCUACAGGAGCCUGCCAGACGCACCCGUCACCUUGGAUGAGAAGUAG